UUAAUGCAUUUUGUGUUAGAUCUUUAAUUUUAAAAUAUGGACUGGAUUCAUUGCAAUAAUUGUUAUGCUCAAUUAGCACCUGGAACGACUUUACAUUUAACAUCAUGUGGUCACAUGUUUUGUAACAAUUGCUUAGAGAAAGGCGGUACAGAAAGUACAUGUUUAAUAUGCCGAGCGCCGUGUUCCGUCAUGAAACUCGUUCCCGACAUGAAACAGGAGGUUCAAGAUUACUUCACCGAUCCUGAGGAAUUAAUUAAAAAGUCCUGUGAGGUGUUACAAUUUCAGAGGCAACACAGACGGCGGUUGUUAUCUUAUUUAUUGCAAUCUACAAAGAAAUUCUACACGGCACGAAACGAGCUGAAACGCAUGACAGAGUUAUGUCAAAAGCAACACCAUCAACUUAAAGAGUAUCAGAGAACUAUUCGCAGUUUGGAAGCACAGCUCGCCAACCAAUCAAAGCAAAUAUCUCCGUUCAACAUCCCCAUAUCGCCUGGGACCAACAUAUCGCCGAGUUUCGUGCAGUCCACACCUACUUAUAAGAGAAAUGCUAAGAGUACACCGUUUUCCGUUCAGCAGUAUCAGUCGAACCUCGUUACACCGACACGAAUAAGUAAACAGAGGUCUGCAAAUAUUAGCGGUCAUAGUCAGCGAUCAAACACUUCCAACAAGAUUUCAUCCACAGUCUUCACGCCACCGACUCCAGAGUCAGCAGGGUUUUGUAGCGGUAAUGAAUCGGGCUAUAUGUCAAAUAGUCCAUUACGAUCACCCGGAGUCUAUUGCAAUGGCUAUGGGAAAUGUCCAUUCAAUAAAAGAAUGAAGAUUAUGAGGUUCGAUUAGUAAUUUUAAGUUAAUUUUAUUUUAUUUAUGUAAGAUGUAUUAGAGGUACGGAAUAAUAGAUUUUACAGUAGCUUCGCUCAUUGCCACGUUUUUUGUUUAAAAAUAAAAAAUGACAUUUGCAGUUUCAAAGUCCAUUACAAUUAUCUCAAAAUAAUUCUGUAAAUAUAAUACCAUUUUCUUGAAUUCUGAAUUUGCAAUGAUAUGCAAAGUUCUAACUAUUUCGAAUAUUAGAUAGUAAAUGGAGCGAAAGCGUUGCUACAAAUUGAAAUAAGUACCCGGUAAGUGUAAUACUACGAAAUGGGUUUUGCAGUCUCCUAAUAGGAUAGCUUUUGGCAUUUCAAUUUUGUACCUAUGCAUGUUAAUUCAAUAACUAAAAUAUAAUUUGCAUGUUUGUUUUAGUAUUUAACAAAUA
Helicoverpa armigera (cotton bollworm) is the source of this 1249-nucleotide messenger RNA. Its product is annotated as probable E3 SUMO-protein ligase RNF212. Gene Ontology annotation, cellular component: synaptonemal complex. The record is from RefSeq and is a predicted model, not a curated record. Bases 37 to 837 code for a protein of 266 amino acids. NCBI's taxonomy places the organism in Eukaryota, Metazoa, Arthropoda, Insecta, Lepidoptera, Noctuidae. Gene Ontology annotation, molecular function: SUMO transferase activity. The transcript is spliced from 8 exons. Gene Ontology annotation, biological process: homologous chromosome pairing at meiosis; reciprocal meiotic recombination; protein sumoylation.